AUGUCAGCGACUCGAAAACAAGAAAGAGACUUCACGGCUGAGGUGAAGGCCUUACAGCCUGAGGUCGAGCAACUUGCCAAAGAUGGGAAAUUACAAGAGGCAAUAGAUCUAAUCUCUUUAUUAGAGAAGCAGACUCGAAACGCCGCAGAUAUGACUUCGACAGCAUCACUUUUAACUCUACUAGUUCGAUUAUGUUGGGAACAAUCUGAUCUUGAUACACUCAAUUUGCAAUUGACCAUCUUAUCGAAGAAACAUGGGCAAUUGAAGGAAGCUGUAGUAAGAAUGGUCGAUGAAGCUAUAACUUUCUUACCCAAAUUAAAAGAACAAAAGGAUCAAGGUAAAUAUAAAGGUGGAAAUGAUAGAUGGUUGGAAUUAGUAAAGACCUUGAGGGAUAUUACAGAGGGAAAAAUUUACCUUGAACUACCAAGAGCAAGGUUGACCGUCAUGCUCGCUACUUAUCAUGAGCAACUAUCCGAGAGCGCUCCUAAGGAAGCAUCGACAUCUACUGCCCCUGCUCCAACAGCCACCUCCACCGAUAAAGAUAAACCCAAACCUGAACCUGUAACAGCGAAAGAUCACCUCGAUGUCGCUGCCGAUUUGAUGUCAGAUAUUCAAGUGGAGACUUACAGCUCAAUGGAUAAGCGAGAAAAGACUGAAUUUAUUCUUGAACAAAUGCGAUUGGAGAGUUUGAGGGGCAAUUGGGUCAGAGUACGAGUAGGGUCGAGAAAAAUUAACAGGGUAUACCUAAAGGAGAAGGAUAGUCAAGAUAUAAAAUUACGAUAUUAUGAUUUAAUGGUUCAAUUAGCACUUCAAGACGACGAGUACCUGGAAGCAUGUUCGGCAUAUCAAGAAGUCUGGGAUACAGAGGAGAUCAAAGCUGAUCCAGCAAAGGAAUUGAAUGUCCUCGAGAACAUCAUGAUUUACGUCGUUUUAGCUCCGUAUAACAACGAACAAUCAGAUAUGCUGCAUAAACUAUACGGCGAUUCUGCAUUGCAAAAAGCACCUCAGCACUACGAGUUGGUCAAAUGUUUCGUCGCCAAAGAACUCAUGAGAUGGUCUGGUAUCGAACAACUAUACGGUCCGACAUUACGUCAAUCGCCAGUGUUCGCAUCAGGAAUCAGAUGGGAAGAAUUACACAAGCGUGUCACCGAGCAUAACAUAAGAGUAAUAGCAUCAUACUAUUCUCGAAUCACUCUCACGCGAUUAACGGAAUUACUUGAUUUAUCAGCUUUGACAACAGAAAGAACGCUAUGUAAACUGGUAACGGAUAAGACGGUUUAUGCCAGAAUCGACAGACCGAACGGAAUAGUCAAUUUCAAGCAGACCAAAGGUACAAAUGAGAUCUUAAACGUUUGGUCAGGUGAUAUAGGUAAAAUGUUAGGUUUGGUCGAGAAAACUAGUCAUCUGAUUUCGAAAGAAUACGCAAUGCACGAAGCUAGUAGAGGUAAGAAAGUAGCGGCGUGA
Messenger RNA from Kwoniella shivajii, 1464 nucleotides. RefSeq lists its product as uncharacterized. The coding region runs from base 1 to 1464 and encodes 487 amino acids. The transcript has 12 exons. The record is from RefSeq and is a predicted model, not a curated record. Gene Ontology annotation, cellular component: proteasome regulatory particle, lid subcomplex; cytoplasm. NCBI's taxonomy places the organism in Eukaryota, Fungi, Basidiomycota, Tremellomycetes, Tremellales, Cryptococcaceae.